This is a messenger RNA of Orbicella faveolata, 4900 nucleotides long. RefSeq names its product CTP synthase 1-A-like. Gene Ontology annotation, biological process: CTP biosynthetic process; pyrimidine nucleobase biosynthetic process. The record is from RefSeq and is a predicted model, not a curated record. Gene Ontology annotation, molecular function: identical protein binding; CTP synthase activity. NCBI's taxonomy places the organism in Eukaryota, Metazoa, Cnidaria, Anthozoa, Scleractinia, Merulinidae. Gene Ontology annotation, cellular component: cytoophidium; cytoplasm.
AUCGUUGAUCCUAAAUUGUAACUCUUCCCCUCAUCUGGUAGAGACUCAAGAAAAUAAAUGUAGCUCAUCACAAAAGCAAAGAUUUUUCAGGAAUGUUUUGUGGGAAAUAAAGCGUAAGAUUGAAGUCUUUGAAAUCUUUGCAAUUGCCCUUGUUUUCUGUUGGUGAACACCUGUAAUCAGUCAUCUAGUCGCAAUCUUGACCAUAAUACGCUUUUAACCUUCCACAAUCAAUCAAUGGAUCAAUUAGUCAAUCAAUCAAUUUAUUAAUGUGAAGAAGUGGGACAAGGGUGCCCUCCAUAUCUGAGUCAGAGGCUCAGAUAUAAAACGUUUGACAAUUAACAAAGCCAACAAACAGACACCUCUCCUCAGUGGACACUAUCUGGUACCAAGGAUGUCUCCUUUUGUAAUGCAUUUUGACCUUAACUUUGUUUAUUUAAAUUUUCACAUUACAGGAGAAGUUUUUGUUUUGGAUGAUGGAGGUGAAGUAGACCUGGACCUUGGUAACUACGAAAGGUUCCUGGAUGUUACUCUUCGUCGAAAUAACAAUAUCACAACAGGCAAAAUAUACCAGAGCGUGAUUGACAAGGAAAGACGUGGCGACUACCUGGGCAAAACAGUUCAAGUGGUCCCUCAUAUAACAGAUGCUAUUCAAGACUGGGUCACAAAGGUGUCUGGUGAGCCUGUAGAAAAAGCUACCCAGGCUGAUGUUUGUCUUAUUGAGCUUGGAGGAACUGUUGGAGAUAUAGAGGGCAUGCCUUUUAUUGAGGCCUUUCGACAAUUUCAGUUCCGAGUUGGGAGAGACAACUUUUGUGUGGUUCAUGUCAGCCUUAUCCCUGAGCCUGACUCAACUGGAGAGCAGAAAACAAAGCCAACACAGAGUAGUGUGCGAGAACUGCGUGGUUUGGGUUUGACUCCUGAUUUGAUUAUGUGUAGAUGCAAGCAUCCUGUCACUAAUGCUGUCAAGCAAAAGGUGUCUUUGUUCUGUCAUGUGCCUCCAGAGCAGGUGAUCGAUGUCCAUGACUGUAAAUCUAUUUACAGAGUUCCAUUGUUGUUGUCAAGCCAAGGAAUUGUGCCACUCUUUUCCAAGAGACUUAAAAUGGAGAUCAAGUCCCCCAAACCACGUCAUUUUAUGAUGCAGUGGAGAGAACUAGCUGAGAGAGAGGAGCGAGUUCUAGAUGAAGUAAAGAUUGCUCUGGUUGGAAAAUACACUAAACUAGAGGAUGCGUAUAUUUCCGUUCUUAAAGCUCUCAAACAUGCAUCCCUUCAUUGCAACAGAUGUCUGAAAGUUGUGUGGGUGGAGUCUGAAAAUAUUGAAAAGGUAAUGCAGGAAAGAGAUCCUGUAAAAUAUCAUGAAGCUUGGCAGAAGCUUUGCAGUUGCGAUGGUAUCUUAGUUCCUGGGGGAUUUGGAAAGAGAGGCACAGAGGGAAAAAUUGCUGCUGCUGAAUGGGGAAGAAAGAUGAAAAAACCUUAUUUAGGUGUUUGUUAUGGUAUGCAGUUAGCUGUUAUUGAGUUUGCCAGAAAUAUCCUGGGAUGGAAAGAUUCGUGUGUUAAUGCGCAAUGUUUACACCCGCUUGGAGGAACUGUUGGAGAUAUAGAGGGCAUGCCUUUUAUUGAGGCCUUUCGACAAUUUCAGUUCCGAGUUGGGAGAGACAACUUUUGUGUGGUUCAUGUCAGCCUUAUCCCUGAGCCUGACUCAACUGGAGAGCAGAAAACAAAGCCAACACAGAGUAGUGUGCGAGAACUGCGUGGUUUGGGUUUGACUCCUGAUUUGAUUAUGUGUAGAUGCAAGCAUCCUGUCACUAAUGCUGUCAAGCAAAAGGUGUCUUUGUUCUGUCAUGUGCCUCCAGAGCAGGUGAUCGAUGUCCAUGACUGUAAAUCUAUUUACAGAGUUCCAUUGUUGUUGUCAAGCCAAGGAAUUGUGCCACUCUUUUCCAAGAGACUUAAAAUGGAGAUCAAGUCCCCCAAACCACGUCAUUUUAUGAUGCAGUGGAGAGAACUAGCUGAGAGAGAGGAGCGAGUUCUAGAUGAAGUAAAGAUUGCUCUGGUUGGAAAAUACACUAAACUAGAGGAUGCGUAUAUUUCCGUUCUUAAAGCUCUCAAACAUGCAUCCCUUCAUUGCAACAGAUGUCUGAAAGUUGUGUGGGUGGAGUCUGAAAAUAUUGAAAAGGUAAUGCAGGAAAGAGAUCCUGUAAAAUAUCAUGAAGCUUGGCAGAAGCUUUGCAGUUGCGAUGGUAUCUUAGUUCCUGGGGGAUUUGGAAAGAGAGGCACAGAGGGAAAAAUUGCUGCUGCUGAAUGGGGAAGAAAGAUGAAAAAACCUUAUUUAGGUGUUUGUUAUGGUAUGCAGUUAGCUGUUAUUGAGUUUGCCAGAAAUAUCCUGGGAUGGAAAGAUGCAAAUUCCACAGAAAAUGAACCAGACACCUCACAUCCUGUGGUUAUUGAAAUGCCUGAACAUAACCCAGGUCAGUUAGGAGGCACCAUGAGACUAGGAAGACGGCGCACAGUAUUUUCCAAUGAUUACGAAAGUAUAACAAGAAAGCUCUACAAGAAUGCAGAGUAUGUAGAGGAAAGACACAGGCAUAGAUAUGAGGUUAAUCCAACAUACAUCAGUCAAAUUGAGGAGAAGGGAAUGAAAUUUGUUGCACGAGAUGUGGAGGGUGAAAGAAUGGAAAUCAUGGAGAUUCCAGACCAUCCGUAUUUUGUUGGAGUCCAGUACCAUCCAGAGUACAUCAGUCGACCAGUCAGACCCUCCCCUCCCUAUCUUGGGUUAAUUUUGGCAGCUAUUGGAAAACUCCCUCAGUUCAUUGCCAGGGGCUGCCGCUUGUCUCCCAGGUGCAGCAUCAGUGAAGAUGAAGACGAAGAUGAUGAGGAGUUGGCCAAGUUGACCAGAAUUCCAGAAUUUAACCUUUAGAUUACAUAAAGGGAGUUAAUUUGGAAAACAACAACGAAAACAUGAAUUUUGUGAAAGGGCGUCAAGUUGAAUGUAAAGUACUGGCUUUAUUGGUCACUCUGCAUCGGGAUUUCCCUUCUUUUCUUCAAGGGCCUUGAGGAGUUGCAUUUUCCAUUUACAUUAAGGAAAUUAUCAACUUGCUUAUUUAACACCUCAUCAUAGUGAACAAUUUGAGUUCAAGGUUUCUUCCGAACUUAAUUCAGUCCUUUUCUCUCUCUCUCAAAGAGAGAGAAUGAUAGAGUUACUAAAAAAAACUAUUUUAUGGAAAGUAUUUCUCAAACACAGUUUCAGGUCUUAACAAAUACUAUCUGAAUGAACAACCUGUAGUAAUGACAGUAUAUUUUAAACCUACAUAUAUGUUUUGUUUUGAUCUCUCUUUUUUUGUAAGUCAGACAUAAGAUGUAGAUUUUGUGAAAGACCUUGUUUCCAGUUAAAUUUCUUUUACAAUAAUCAUGGUAACAAAUGAAGCUAAUUUCACAUCUAAUGUGUUCCUUAGUGUGUGUGUUUUUUUUGCAGUCUAUAAUAACCAUCGGGAGGUAAAAAUUUACCAGUACCUCGAAUUUGUAUUACUACAUUCUUCUACACAAGUAGACAUGAAGAGAUAAUUUUGUUUUAAGUUGAAAUUUAAUGGAUUGUAAAUAUUGUUACACUAAUAACAAGCUAAAAUCAAAUACUUGCUCUCUCACAGUUUUAGUCAAGAAAAAGGGUGAAUGCAAGCAUUAUCUGCAGUUGCAGUCAUUCAUGAUGAGGCAAAGCCUGUUGAUGUGUACUCUAGCAAAUACAAAUGAUUGUCAACUUUUGAAAACUUGCUCCUUUGUAAUAUUACCUUAUGGAUUUAAUGGCUGGAUGGAAAAACUUUCAAAAGAACUUCACAAGUUUUACACCAUGUGAGCAGAGUUGCUUUGAUCUUUCCUAGAUAAGUCAGGAAAGAGGAAGGCAAAUUCCUCUCUUGACUUAAUUCUGAAAGAUCAAAGCGACUCUGCUUGGAGGCUACAAAUUCCAAACAUGUUCUUCACUAAAACAAUUUGUUACACAAAAAGGGCAUUAUCAUUUUCUUUCAACCUCCGGGUAACAAAUUAAAGUAAACUCAAAGUAACCUUUAUGGUUGUGAUAUACUGUGUAGCAUGAAAUUUUUGCAGGACUUUUAUUUUGUGGAUUGGCAAUUCUUUGAGGUUUGCUGGAGCAAAUUUUUGUGGCAUGUGUUGACUGAAAUUUCUGCUGGAAACUAAGUUUUGCAGUUUCCUUUUCAAGCAGCGAGACAUCAACAAGGAAGGAAAUGUAAUAUUGACAACUUUUAUUACUUUCUUAGGUAAAGCAACAGUCUGUGCUUCUCAGACAUUUCAGUCAACGAUAAGCCAGUUGUACAACGUACUAAUGGGAGUAAAUUUUUGCGGUUAUUAAUUUUGCUGGGUUUUUUUUUCCGCUGCAACUUAUUUUUGCGGAUCAAGUACCAUCCGCAAAAUCACAAAACUUAAACCCUGCAAAAUAAAAGUGCUACAUGGUAUUCAUUUUUAUCAAUUACACUCUUACCCAAUUGUGAAAUAUUUCUUAACGUUACUAAACCUCUGUGAACAUAUUAACAUAAUUAUUUAACUCCAGUUCAUUCCACAUACAUCUGUAACAUGUAUUUAAAACAUGCUCUUGAAUCUUGGUGGACAAUGCACCAUAUAGAUUGAUGUCUGUUCAAGAAAUUGAUUUUGUAACAGUUGUAAGAUUUAGUUAAUUUUGGCUUAUUUUUAAUAGCAAGAACAGUUUCAACCAUAGAUGAAAUGUCCCAGUUGCACUUAGUCUCUUUUUAUUUCCAAGAUUCAUGCAUGUUAUCAAAGAUUUGUAUGCUUGACAUUUGUCAAGAUAUUGCUUGAUUUUUAGAAAAUUGAGGUUAAAAGCACUUGUAAUAGACCAUACAGUACACCACGUUUACCAUAAAUAAAUAAAAGAUAUUACUCAAAGGAA